AUGGACGCAGGCGGUCUCGCUCAAAUGAACUCAACAAACUUCUCCUCGGGCAACAGCCUCGCCAUGCCUGGCGGAGGUCUCGCCUCGCGCCGCGGUGGCCCCGUCAAGCCUCUAUCGCUGUCCAGCGCCACUCCCGGCAGCAACGCCGCCGACAAUGGGGCGCCCACUCCCCGUACCAGCCGCUCCCAUCUUCUUGCUGGUUUGAGAACCGCUCCGAAGUCCGCUACCGCCGCCAACUUUUCCGCUACCAACAACGCCAACGUUGCUUCGCCCACGUCUCAGUCUUUUGCUGCUAGGAGCAACAACCUGAGCUCCAACAUGUAUGCCCAGGCCCAGGGUAACCAGUACAACGGCCCCAAGACAGCCCUUCCUCGGUAUGCUGGUCAGCAGCAGCAGCAGCAGCAGCAGCAGCAGCAAGCCUACCAGUCUGUUCCCUCCAGCCAGCAUUACAGCGCUGAGCAGCGCUACGAGUCACCCUCUGAGGUUGCUCCUCUGCCUCCCCCGUCGGCGAAUGCCUUUCGCCGUGGCCAUAAGAAGGUCAUGUCGCUUGCUCUGAACGGUAACAACCAGGCCAACCUUUCGCCUUCCCAAGAGCCUCCCAAGUCUGCUGGUCCCAAAACGGCCUCUUUCCCGUUGACUCCUUUGUCCGGCGGCUACGGGCCCGGUCAGGGACGCGCCGGCGAGCACCCCAUUCGUCAGCCUCGUGGACCUCCUUCCAUUGAGGAGUUGAAGGCCAAGCCCAUUGCAAAGAUGGAGGGCAGCAAGAACUUUGCCACCCGCGCCCGCCGAUCUGCAGUGCACAACCUUGUCCGUGCUGGACGUGAGCGUAGAAAGGGCCCAGGCAGUUCCAAUGGUAGCAUGAGCCCGGUCUCAGAGAGUGCUGAGGAAGAGUCUGGUACCCCCAUCACCGACAAUGAGUCCGACUCUGGUCGCAGUGGAUCCGGCAGCCUUGCCGGCGAUAUCGACUGCUCCUUGCCUAGCUCAAGAACUUCGACCAACGGCAGCUGGGGAGCUAUUGGCUCCGACCGCCCGAGCUCCCGUCAAAGAACUCGCAAGAGUGUUGACAGCAUUGGCAGCAACGAGAGCGGCGAGAACAGCUUCGCCAGCGUCUUCAAGAACUCGGCCCAACGCGCCGGUGUUGAAGUAGCGGACGGACAGCGCAAGGCGCCCAUGCUGGUCUUGACCAGCGCCGAGAAGCGCAAGAGCGGCAUUCUUGCGUAG
Colletotrichum lupini is the source of this 1221-nucleotide messenger RNA. RefSeq lists its product as uncharacterized. The record is from RefSeq and is a predicted model, not a curated record. Bases 1 to 1221 code for a protein of 406 amino acids. Lineage: Eukaryota; Fungi; Ascomycota; Sordariomycetes; Glomerellales; Glomerellaceae. The transcript is spliced from 2 exons.